AUGGUCGCCGCGUCUGUGGGCAUCGCUGACUGCGAUGUGUGCUAUCUCAACUCGGCCUGUAAAGAUUUCACGCCGAAGUCGAUGCACUUGAUGAAGAGUGUGGACAAGCUGAAGGGUAGGGAACUGUACUCCUCCGGGCCGGUAUGGAUAAGGAAGGCUGAGAGAAUGGAGGAUGAGGACAAAAAGGCCAAAGAUCCAGCUCGGAUCUGGUGA
This is a messenger RNA of Baudoinia panamericana UAMH 10762, 213 nucleotides long. RefSeq lists its product as uncharacterized. The transcript has a single exon. The coding region runs from base 1 to 213 and encodes 70 amino acids. Lineage: Eukaryota; Fungi; Ascomycota; Dothideomycetes; Mycosphaerellales; Teratosphaeriaceae. The record is from RefSeq and is a predicted model, not a curated record.